This is a messenger RNA of Thermothelomyces thermophilus ATCC 42464, 7164 nucleotides long. RefSeq lists its product as uncharacterized. The coding region runs from base 401 to 7051 and encodes 2216 amino acids. The record is from RefSeq and is a predicted model, not a curated record. NCBI's taxonomy places the organism in Eukaryota, Fungi, Ascomycota, Sordariomycetes, Sordariales, Chaetomiaceae. Gene Ontology annotation, cellular component: membrane; voltage-gated calcium channel complex. Gene Ontology annotation, molecular function: high voltage-gated calcium channel activity; calcium ion binding. The transcript has 3 exons. Gene Ontology annotation, biological process: calcium ion import across plasma membrane.
CCAGAUUCCAGGAUCCGUAUUUGCGGCGCAGUGAGACGUCGGGCAACUCGCAGGCCCUUCCCAAAUAUCUUCCCCUUUGGUUCUUUUCCUAGAGUCGCAGUUGCUCCUUUUGCCUUCGGUUCUUGUUUUUGUUAUUUUUUUCCUCUUUUCUUUGGCGACUACAACACCAUUCGGCAAUCGCUGGGCCACUUUCGGCGCAGCUCGCAUUCAAGCACGGCAGACGGCGAGACGAUACGAAUCCGCUUCCCGCCCUGACACCUGGCAAUUAGCUCUGGCGCGCAUGAUGCUUGAUUCGAGACCCGGCGAGCAUACAUCGCGACUGUGCUAGCGCAUCGCGCGCCGACUCUGCACGCGAGACCAAUCGGCAACCACGGCUCGGGUUCCGUUCGACUCCCUCAACAUGAACGAGAACACGCCGCAGUCUUCGCGUCGGGCCCCUGCUCCCGCGCCGAAUCAGCCGCAAUCAAUCCCCCUCCAAGAACUACAGCGACCCGGGCAGGCCGACGGGCUUCGAGGGGCGAGUGUACCGGCCGGUGCUGGAAGCGGUGGGACGGCUGAGGAGGGAUGGCAGCAGCAUUCGGGGCUUGGAAGACACAAUGGAGCCGGGGAGCCAUCGUCGCCCAUCAUUAUGUCGGCAAACCUGCCUGGUUUAUCGUCAUACUGGGAGCGUCAUGAUCCGCAUGGCGACGACCCAGCGAGUGCCACUGGUAGUGGCGGCAUCUCGCCCAUCGACCGCAUGGGCUUGCAGUUUGCCCUCCCUCCCGACAUACACCCUUCCACUUCCUCGCGUAUGGGGGAGUACAUGACCUCCGCCGACGACCCCUACCGAACCCCCCAAGCGUAUUUCGAGGAGCGCGCCGAUACCGACUCCAUUGAGUCGGAUACAGUGCCCCUGAAGCCGGCAGCCCAACCCAUCAGUCGCUUGGGGCCCGGAGAUGGCGAGCCAUCGCCCAGGACCAGUUUCCAGACUGUAUCCGAUUUGGGAAACACACCCUCCCGCUCCCGGAGCGCCCAGAUGCUCGGCUUCAAUCUGGAAACCGGCUUGGCCUCGGAUCGCCAUCGCAGCUACGGAGAUCACCUCUCGCCCGUGGACCGGCGCCGGUCUCGGUCACCGUCGACAGGCGGGGCUCUGUCACGAGCAAGCUCCAUCAUGAGAGCCAUGUCCCAACGUGUCGUCAUGAUCAGCGGAGAGGGUGACCUAAUGGACCAGGCAAGUCGGGGAGACCGUUCGCGAUCACCGAGCCCCAAUGGACGCCAUCCUGCCGCUCCACCCGAGCCCAUGCUGGUUGAUACGUCGUACCCUUCUCAGACGUUCUCAACGCCCGCCGAGAAGAGAUCGGCUUCCGAUUAUUUUCAGCCGGAGCCACCGGUUCCUGUUCUUCGUCGGCGUGGGCCCCUCCCGAACCCCUUGAGGGGGAAUUCAUUGGGCAUAUUCCCGCCCGAUAACCCGCUACGAAAACGACUUUGUGACCUCCUGGUUAAUCCAUGGACCGAGCCGUUUAUCUUGGUCUUGAUCAUUGCGCAGACGAUUCUCCUCGCCGUGGAGGCUGCGCCAGACGUUUUCGUGCACGGAAAUGGCAGACCUGAGCGCUGGGGUUCCACCCGGAUCGAUUGGGCCAUCCUAGGUCUGUUUGUGAUUUUUACUCUCGAAAUCAUAGCCAGGAUUAUUGUCUCCGGGCUUGUGAUCAAUGCGGAUGACUACGCGCCGGUCGGGAGCAAGCGGAGAUUCAGAGAGAAAGUAGCUGAGCAGUACCGUGCCAUCUUCCAGCCACAGCGCCAAAAGUCAGUCAGACAGCCGCCGAAGGAGCAACAAUUCGUGCCUACAUUUGCGCGGUCAUUCACCAUGAUGCACGGAAUGGAGACCCAGAUCUCGCUCGAGGAGCAGCAGCGUCUCCAUCUCGCCCGGAGAGCGUUUCUGCGCCACGGGUUCAACAGGCUAGACUUUGUGGCCGUUGUUUCCUUUUGGAUAUCGUUCGUCCUCGGCAUCACCGGUUUGGAGAACAACCACCACGUCUACGUAUUUCGCAUGCUCAGCAGUCUGCGUAUCAUCAGGUUGCUGGCUCUGACAAAGGGCAAUCUCAUCAUUCUCAGAAGUCUCAAGAAAUCCGCUCCGCUUCUCGUUCGGGUGUCGUUUCUGAUGGGCUUCUUUUGGCUUCUCUUUGCCAUCAUCGGAGUCCAGAGCUUCAAGUCCAGCCUAAGCCGCCAGUGCACUUGGAUCAAUCCCGAAGAUCCCACGAAUUUCGACGCCUCGUUUACUCCAGACCUGUCGUUUUGCGGAGGCCAUGUGAACCUCACGACGAACAAGACGGAUCCGUGGGUGUACUCCUCCUCCCCAACGAGGAACCUGUCCAACGAGUUCCUCAUACCGGGCGCGAGCAGCGCCAAAGGCUUCAUCUGCCCUAGAGGAUCCAUUUGUCUUAAACAGGACAACCCCUUCAAUGGAACGGUGCACUUUGACGAUAUCGGGCACUCUCUGGAACUGGUCUUCGUCAUCAUGAGCGCCAACACCUUCUCCGAUCUCAUGUACUACACUGUGAGCUCGGACUUUUUGCCAGCUGCCUUGUUCUUCGGGGCCGGUAUCAUAAUCAUGAUGCUCUGGAUGACCAACUUGCUUAUUGCCGUCAUCACUUCAUCCUUUCAAGUCAUCCGAGAAGAGUCCAAGGCCAGCGCGUUCACGGCCGAGGAAGAACCCCCUAUUUUCCAGACAAGCACGGACCACGGCUUAAGGAGACAGUCGGCGUUACAGCGAAUAACCGAAACGACCUCUUGGGUCUGGGUUCUGGUCAUCGUUUACGGUCUCUUUUGCCAGUGCUUACGGAGCGCAAGCAUGUCACGAAGUCGUGAACACUUUAUCGAUGUUUCCGAGAUCGUCGUCACCAGUCUCCUCGACGUUGAGAUUGCCUUGCGAUUGGUGGCGGAUCUCCGCAGAUUCCAUCACAAGUAUCGUAACUUGGUCGACCUCGGGCUCGCCGUGAUCACUACCAUCAUUCUCAUACCGCCAAUCCGCAAUUCUGGCCAGACGUACAACUGGCUCACCAUCUUCCAAAUCCUCCGGGCCUAUCGCGUCGUCCUGGCCAUUCCUAUGACGAGGACGUUGAUCGAAUUGGUGCUGGGGAAUGUUACCGGUAUCGGGAAUCUGAUGAUGUUCGUCUUCCUCAUCACCUUUCUCAUGGCCAUCUUCGCCUCACAGCUGUUCCGGGGCCAGUUGCCCGCACAAGGUGAUGACGGCGAGUAUCUGAGGAUUCCGUUCAACACAAUCUACAACUCGUUCCUCGGCAUGUACCAGAUCCUUUCGAGCGAGAACUGGACAGAGAUUCUAUACAGCGUUACGUCCCACACGGUUCAUAUGCACACGGCGUGGAUCGGCGCCAUAUUUCUCAUUGGAUGGUUCAUCCUCUCCUACUUUAUUCUCAUCAAUAUGUUCAUUGCCGUCAUUCAAGAGAACUUUGACGUCGGCGAGGACAUGAAGCGCCUGGAGCAGGUUAAGGCGUUUCUGCAACGCAGGGAGCUGGGCACCUCGUCCAACCUUGCGCUGUCCAAAGUCUUCGGCUUCGGCAGAUCCCGGUAUCGGGUAGACCCGCUGGAUCACACCACAGGUACGGGAGUGGUUGACAUGCUCUUCAAGGAGGGUUUUGUGCGCGAGUUCCUUGACGAGCACUUGGAACAUCUGCAGGAGCCUUCGAAAGACAAGUCAUCGUCACAACGUCUCGGGGCAAUAGGCAAGGCUAACCUCGGGUUUCUGGCUGCUGCGCGGGAAAAGGUUCUCUCGAUAUUCCGCAGCCGGGAACCCAACCCGUUCUACUCCGACGUUCGAUUCGGCGGGCCCAUCGCGACUCUCGACCCUGCAGAGUUGGCUCGCCAAGCGGUGAAUUCCACAGCUGCCAGGCGUAAAGCGCAGAGAGAGUAUUUGAUGCGACACCCUAACUACAAUACUUCUCUCUUCAUCUUCAAGCCGCGGAAUCCUCUUCGGCGACUCUGCCAGAAGCUUGUUGGCCCCGGCCACGGUACCGAACGUUUCGAUGGUGUUCAGCCCAACAAGUAUGCCUGGUACACCUUCUCGGCCGUCAUCUACGCCGCCAUCGUGGCCAUGGUCAUCCUGGCUUGUAUCACUACGCCUCUGUACCAGAAGGAGUACUUCGACAAGCACACGUUCAGCAUUCUGAAUUGGUUUGUCUGGACCGACACGGGCUUUGCUCUCGUAUUCACCGUGGAGGCCGCCAUCAAGAUUAUCGCUGACGGCUUCUUCUGGACACCCAACGCCUACUUUCGGAGCACGUGGGGCAUCAUCGAUGCCAUCGUGCUUGUCACUCUUUGGAUCAACGUCAUCACGCUUUUUACCAACGCGGGGGCUAUCUCUCGAGCCGUCGGCGCGUUUAAGGCCCUCAGAGCGCUGCGCUUGCUUAAUGUCAGCGAUAGCGCCCGAGAUACGUUUCACUCUCUCAUCAUCGUCGGCGGCUGGAAGAUUCUUAGCGCCGCCUUCGUCUCAAUCUCUCUGCUAAUCCCCUUUGCCAUCUAUGGGCUGAACCUCUUCAACGGGAAGCUGGUGGCCUGCAACGACGGGGACGGCAUCGUGCAUUUGAGUGACUGCGUCGGCGAAUAUAACAGCACGCCUUUCAACAACGACUGGCCCGUGCUCGCUCCGAGGGUCGCCAGCAACCCGUUCUUCGACUUCGAUGACUUCGGGUCUAGCCUCUUCAUCCUCUUCCAGAUCGUGAGUCAGGAAGGGUGGACGGAUGUGUCGUUCGCUGCGCAAGCCAUCACCGGGAAGGGCCUCCAACCCCAGGGCCAACCGCCUUACAAGGCCCAGGGAAACGCGCUCUUCUUUGUGGUGUUCAAUCUCCUGGCGACCGUCUUCGUCCUCACUCUGUUCAUCUCCGUUUUCAUGAGAGGCUACACGGAACAGACCGGAGUGGCAUUCUUGACAGCCGAGCAGCGGUCCUGGCUUGAGCUGCGCAAGAUGCUGCGGCAGAUCUCGCCAUCCAAGAGCGCAUAUGACGACAAGAAGAACAAGUGGAAGAUGUGGUGUCACAAGCGGGCCAUUGAGAAGCGCGGCAAGUGGUACACGGCCAUCACCAGCGUCCUCGUCUGUCACCUGCUCCUUCUUCUCACCGAGUAUGACGCGGAGCCUUUAUGGUGGACGCUAGCCAAGGACAUAUUCUUCCUCGUCUUUACCCUCAUUUACAUUGUCAACGUCAUCGUCCGCAUCGUCGGCCUGGGAUGGACCCGGUUCCGGAGGAGUUCAUGGGACCUGUUCUCUCUUGUUGCCGUGACGGGUGCCUUCGCCACCUCGAUUCUCUUUCUCACGGACAGGAAUGAAGUCACAUAUGUCCAGCUACACAAGUUCUUCUUGGUAGCGCUGGUCCUCAUGCUCAUCCCGCGGAACGACGCUCUCGACCAGCUGUUCAAGACGGCGGCGGCCAGUUUGACGACGAUCGGCAGCUUGUUGGCGACGUGGCUUGUGUUCUUCCUGGUCUUUGCCAUAGCGCUCACGCAGACAUUCAGCCUCACGCGGUUCGGUAGCGGGGAGGAUGCCAACGUGAACCUCCGCACCGUGCCACACGCCCUCAUUCUGCUCUUUAGGUUCAGCUGUGGAGAGGGCUGGAACCAGGUGAUGGAGGACUUUGCGCAGAUCAAGCCUCCGUUUUGCGUGGAAGGCGAGACGUUCUUUGACAGCGAUUGCGGCAGUACCGCGUGGGCUCGGGUGCUCUUCGUGGCAUGGAACAUCAUCAGCAUGUACAUCUUCGUCAGUUUGUUCGUGUCGCUGAUCUACGAGAGCUUCUCAUACGUGUACCAGCGGACGAGCGGCCUGGCUGCUGUCGAUCGGGACGAGAUCCGGCGGUUUAAAGAAGCAUGGCGCAGCGUCGACCCAUCCGGAACGGGAUUCAUCAGUAAAGACGCGUUUCCGCGCCUCCUCGGCGAGCUUUCCGGCGUUUUUGAGAUGCGCAUCUACGACAAUGAGGACUCGGUGCGAGCCAUUCUCGAGGACGUGCGGAACGAGAACGAUGCAGCCAGCAUCCGACACGCAUCGCUUGUCGGCAAAAAUCAAUACCAUACGGGCAUCGAUCUGAAGAAGCUGAACGAGCGCCUGUCGAGAAUCGACGUGGCCAAGGUUCGCGCGCGCCGGCGUCGGUUCAAUAUCUUCUUCGAGGAGGUCAUGGUGUCUGCGGACCCGGAGAGAGGCAUCUCGUUCACCACGGUGCUGAUGUUGCUGGCCCACUACAACAUCAUCAACGACAGCAAGAGCUUACGGUAUGUGUGUUACUUUUUUCUUUGUAGAGCAUGGCAGGGGCUGACACGGCGACACACCAGAUUGGAGGAAUUCUUGCGUCGCAAAUUGCGGCUGCAGCGUGUCGAAGAAGAAGUCCGCAGGCGGAUCGUCCUGGGCUUCUUCGACAUGAUCUACUACUCGCGCCAGUUCAAGCGGCACUUGGAGACCAAGCGGGCCGGGCGCAUGACGGCCAUUCCGCAGCUCGGCAUUCCCGAGAUCUUGGUGGACAACGAUGAUCAUCAGUCCGAGGACGAUGAGGGCCGCAACAAGGACGGGCAACAACAGCAGCAACAACAACAGCAACAGCAACAGCAACAGCAGCAGCAACCAGCAGUAACCCGCAGCAGGGCCAAGUCGAGCGCAGCGGCCACCACGCUCGGCGGACAGGGCUCGGGCAGCUUGCUCUCACCGACAUUCACUCGGACACGAUCGCAGCACCGGAGCUGGGCGGGUCUCGGCGCCGACCUGUCGUCCUACGAUACUUCUUACGGACAUCCGCUAGCCGGGCCGCGGAGUUCCAGGCCGGCCGGCUCCUCGUCCUCGGGACAACGCUCGGAGGCGAACCACUUCAGCUUUGAACUGUCGGAGCCGGGGCUGGUGGCGGGCGACGACGCGGACGAGGCGACGAUCCUUGGGAAUCGCGGUAGCUCGGUUGAUCCUGCCGCCGUCAGGGAGAUGCUGGACGAUUCGGAAUGGGUAAAGAGCCUGAGGAGGAGUGCGACGAGGAAGAGCGGGGGGAGGAAGAGUGGGUGGGGAGGCGUAGGGGGCGGCGGUUUCAAGUGAGGAUCUCUCUUGGGAUGGGAUGGUGUUGUGUAACAGGUGGGGGAGUGGGGUAAAAGGGGGGAAAGGCGUAGUGAACAUGUGGGAUUAAUUGAGUUGUCGCAGGGCUGGCGUUU